Messenger RNA from Colias croceus (clouded yellow), 1465 nucleotides. RefSeq names its product tubulin-folding cofactor B (gene TBCB). Gene Ontology annotation, cellular component: nucleus; cytoplasm; microtubule plus-end. The record is from RefSeq and is a predicted model, not a curated record. Gene Ontology annotation, molecular function: microtubule plus-end binding; alpha-tubulin binding. The transcript is spliced from 5 exons. Bases 115 to 858 code for a protein of 247 amino acids. NCBI's taxonomy places the organism in Eukaryota, Metazoa, Arthropoda, Insecta, Lepidoptera, Pieridae. Gene Ontology annotation, biological process: cytoplasmic microtubule organization; post-chaperonin tubulin folding pathway; tubulin complex assembly.
GUCAGCUGUCAUCUUCGCAAAUUUUCGUAUUGUUUGUUGCACAGGUUUGUUGUUUUGGAAAUUUAUCCAGGAAAGGUUUAGUUGAAAAAUAGUAUAGUAUUUUAAUCUAUUAGGAUGGAAGGAGUUCAAGUGAUAACGCAGGACUAUGUAAAUGUACAUAUUACAAAAUCUGAUUCUGAAGAUGCACCUCCUGUGGAACGCAGGUUCAAAAAAGCCAUUUCUGUAUUGGAGUUUAAGACGAAGCUGGAACUGGUAACUGGAGGUUCUGCUACAACUAUGAAACUAAAGCUUUAUGACAACAAAAACAACUUAAUUUGUGAUAUUGAUAAUGAUAAUGCAUUACUUGGCUCAUAUCCUAUUGACGAUGGGAUGAGGAUCCAUGUAAUUGAUAAAUUUUCUCUUAUUCAAGAUUUUGAUGCAUCAGAUAAUGCUGAAAGGUUCAAGUUAUCUGAAGAAGAAUAUGAGAAAAAGAGUGAUACUCUCAGGUCAUUCUUGCAGCGCAAUAAACUUGGCAAAUAUAAUGAAGAAGAAAUGAGCAAAAUGAAGGAGACUCAGCAAAAGGAAUUGGAGGAAGAAGCCAAGAUAGCAGAAUCUGUGCUAGUUGGUGCUAGGUGUGAAGUGCGUGUACCGUCGCAGCCAACCCGCAGGGCCACAGUUCGGUACAAUGGACCUCUGGAUGGAGCCAAGGGCCUGUGGAUUGGUGUGCAAUACGAUGAACCAAGGGGAAAGAAUGAUGGAUCAGUGAAUGGCAAGAGGUACUUUACGUGUCCGCCUAAAUAUGGAGGUUUCGUGAAGCCAUUGUAUGUAACUGUUGGUGACUUCCCUGAAGAAUCUUUUGAUUUGGAUGAUGAAAUAUGAUCCCAAACGAAAAUAUGCACAAAAGCCUAUUAAUUUUAUUUAGCGCCUGAGAAAAAAAUUAUCGCUUAAAUAUUUAAAUCACAUAAAUAUUAAUCAUGACUAGGAAGUGGUUGUUAGAUUUUGCUUUGUAUGCAAGUUUGAUAGAAUCAUUUAUUAAGAAAGACUGAGACUUGGUUGAAUGUGUAACAUCAAGAUUUUGAAUGUGCUGGUUUAAAUUGAGUAUAAAUGUACUUGUGUUGUCAAAGAUAGGAUGUGAGAAUAUUUAACGAUUCACGUGUAUUUAAUCGUUGAAUAAUUUCUUGUAAACCUGUCAUACUGACCAGUUUUUACUAGUCUUAUACUUUGUAGUUUGUAUGUGUGAAUUAUUUUAUCGUUAUAUGUAUAUUUUACUUUGAAAAAAUCAUGAGAGUAUUUUUUAUAUUUGAUUAUGAGUAAUGUUCAAUAACAUAACUAAUUAUAUUGUAUCGUAAAUUAUGAGUUGUUUGGCAAACAACAAAACAUUCCAAGAAUGGAUUGAUGCUAUUAAUUAUUGUUCAUGUUCGAGCAAAUUAAUAACGACAUGUCAGUGUAACAAAAUAAUGAGCUAUGCAAUAAAUUUUUUGAUAUA